This is a messenger RNA of Triticum dicoccoides, 626 nucleotides long. Its product is annotated as cortical cell-delineating protein-like. The coding region runs from base 18 to 398 and encodes 126 amino acids. The record is from RefSeq and is a predicted model, not a curated record. The transcript has a single exon. NCBI's taxonomy places the organism in Eukaryota, Viridiplantae, Streptophyta, Magnoliopsida, Poales, Poaceae.
CGAUCAAAGAUUUCGCAAUGGCGCCAUCGACCAAGCUCUUCCUCCUGCUCCUCGGCCUGAACCUGAUGGUCGCCGCUGUGCACGGUGGCUGCGGACCCCACUGCCCGACCCCGCCGCCACCGUCGACGACCAACGGCUCGUGUCCGAUCGACACGCUGAAGCUGGGCGUGUGCGCCAAGGUGCUGAACCUGCUAAAGCUUGGGCUCGGUGUGCCGCACAGCGAGACGUGCUGCCCGCUGCUGGCCGGUCUGGCUGACCUGGACGCCACGGUGUGCCUCUGCACCGCCAUCAGGGCCAAGGUCCACGGCGUCAUCAACCUCAACGUCCCCAUCGACCUAGUGCUCCUGCUCAACCAGUGCCACAAGACCUGCCCGCCCGGCUUCACCUGCCCGCUCUGAUCGAUCGACGUAUACUCGUCCAAGCAUGGCAUGCUGCGUCCACAUGCCAUGCAUUGCACCUUCCUAUUCCUAUAUGCUACUCCAGUUUGUUUAUCAAUUCAUCUAUAUGUCUCGUGCAUGCCUAAGUUUCGUGUCAUGCAUUCGCGUUAUGCAUGCAUGCAGUGAUCACUUCGUGUUGUGUGUGAAAGUGUGUCAUGUUGUUGUGGUGUCCAAAUAAAUAGGCCUCGC